Messenger RNA from Stylophora pistillata, 835 nucleotides. RefSeq lists its product as uncharacterized. Gene Ontology annotation, cellular component: BRCA1-A complex; BRCA1-BARD1 complex. Gene Ontology annotation, biological process: protein K6-linked ubiquitination. NCBI's taxonomy places the organism in Eukaryota, Metazoa, Cnidaria, Anthozoa, Scleractinia, Pocilloporidae. Gene Ontology annotation, molecular function: ubiquitin-protein transferase activity; protein binding. The record is from RefSeq and is a predicted model, not a curated record.
GCUAGGGUUGUUGUGCUUGAUCUGAGAACGAGGUGGCUGAUGGUUACAAAACAAGCUCACUAGCAAUGUCCCGUGUGGAGAUCUGUUCCCUUGCUUACGAGGGAAAAUUUAACGAGUUAACGGAAAAAAUUGAAUUGAAACCGAAUUUAGCGACCAAGUUAGACGAGAAUGAGCGCAUGCCACUUCACUGGGCUGCAUCUGGUGGACACAGUGACAUUGUUAAACAUUUACUUGAUCUUGGAGUACCAACUGAUAACAAAGAUGAUGCUCAGUGGACUCCUCUGAUGAUUGCUGCAUCUGCUGGAAGAGAUACCAUUGUCUACAUGUUGAUCAGCAUUGGAGCUGAUGUUAACAGCAAAAAUGAAGGAGGACAAACACCACUACAUUAUGCAGCAUCAAGAAACAGAUAUGAGGUGAUGCAUUGCAGUCAUCAUGGCCUCACAAGUUUACUCCCAAAUCAACAAUUAAUUGGCAGAGAGAUUGCAGAAUUGCUACUUCAGAGUGGGGCUUAUGUUGAUGUACAGGACAAAACAAGUGCUGCUACCCCUCUACACCGCGCUGCAUCGCAGGGCCACUCCAAGAUUGUCAAGUUGCUCUUAAACCACAAUGCAAGUUGUAAUAUACAGGAUGCUGAAGGCAACACUGCUCUUCAUAUGGCCUGUGAGGAGGAUAGGGCAGAAAUAGCUGUCACACUGGUUGAAAAUGGGGCUAGUCUCUACAUAGAAAAUAAGAUGAACAUGCCGCCUGUGGAACUCGCUAACAAGAGACUUGCAAGACAACUAAUUCGCCUGAGUGACAGCUGACGUUCUCCCGCUCUGUUCACUUUUUGAGGAAG